Messenger RNA from Adineta ricciae, 1419 nucleotides. Lineage: Eukaryota; Metazoa; Rotifera; Eurotatoria; Adinetida; Adinetidae. The record is from the annotation of a GenBank genome assembly.
AUGGAAAUGAAUCCAAUCAUGAGUUCAACAAUGUCAAAUAGUUCAUCAAUUUCAAUGACAACAACAACCGAAUCUUUACCAACGACAGCUGUCGUUUAUAAUAAUCAUUUGUUUUUACAAACAGCUGCUUGUCAAGCGAUCGCCGGUGCAUUUACGUGGGCAGCAAUUCUUAUAACCGGUUAUCAUAUUUAUCUUCAUUUAUGUCAUUAUACAGUUCCUCAAGAACAGAAAUGGAUUGUUCGUUUAUUAUUUAUCGUUCCUAUUUACGCAUUUGUUUCCUGGUUGAGUUUAGUCAUGUUUAGAAAUGAUUAUUAUUACGUUUAUUUUCAUGCGAUUCGAGACUGUUAUGAAGCAUUUGUUAUCUACAGUUUUCUUUCGCUUUGCUAUGAAUAUCUCGGCGGUGAAGGAGCAAUUAUGGCUGAGAUACGUGGAAGACACAUUGAACGAAGUUGGUGGACUUGUACAUGUUUUUUAUCAAGUCAAGAAUAUACUAUUGGCUUCUUAAGAUUUUGCAAACAAGCAACACUUCAAUUUUGUUUGGUAAAACCCUUAAUGUCGAUCGUGACAUUGAUUUUACAAACAUUUGAUAAAUAUAAAGAUGGAGAUUUUUCUGCCACGGGUGGUUAUCUUUACAUAACAUUGAUUUACAAUAUAUCAGUUUCAGUGGCACUUUAUGGUUUAUUUCUUUUUUAUGAAGCAACAAAACAUAUUCUGGCAAAAUAUGAUCCAGUUCUGAAAUUUCUCACGGUUAAAUCGGUGAUUUUCUUAACAUUUUGGCAAGGUGUUCUUUUGGCUUUAUUUGAACAAAUGGGAAUCAUUCAAGCGUUUCAAGGAAAGACAAAUCUAAGUGUUGGUACCGUUGCAGCAGGUUGGCAAAACUUCUUUAUUUGUAUUGAAAUGUGUUUGGCUGCUGUGGCACUUCGAUUUGCUUUUCCACACCAAACGUAUAUGUCACGAGAGAAUUACUUUUCCAACACAUCGACAAAUUCCGAUGGAAAUUCGACAAAUUUUGGCGGAAGAGUAGUGACAAUGCAAAGUAUUUCACAUAAUUUAAAAGAAACAAUGAAUCCGAAAGACAUCAUGCAUGAUGCAAUUCAUAAUUUCCAUCCUCAAUAUCGAGAUUAUACUCAAUACAGUGCACAAAAAAAUGACGAACAAUCACCUGCAUCAACAUAUGGUUUAAAUCAACACUCAACAAGUGCCUUAUCAUCGUCAAAUACUCCAACUCCUGGUGAUAUAUCAUAUCACGAUGGUGGAACUCCUUCAACUCCAACUGGAAUUCCCAUUCAAGCGCCACCUUCAAACAAUUCAUCAAAUCAAAAUACGAUUCUUCAGAAUAUAUCAGAAAAAAUUCUUCCAAAAUCUUUAACAAAGAAAGAUGGUGAAAAAGAUAUGUUAUUGAUCAAUGAUGACAUCUAA